Xenopus laevis (African clawed frog) is the source of this 2367-nucleotide messenger RNA. RefSeq names its product family with sequence similarity 199, X-linked S homeolog (gene fam199x.S). The record is from RefSeq and is marked provisional. NCBI's taxonomy places the organism in Eukaryota, Metazoa, Chordata, Amphibia, Anura, Pipidae.
CUAGGAACCGCAGCAGCGCAUUGGGGCGGAACUAACAGUCCCAGGUCUCGCUGUGUCCAGUGGGCGGACUGAUUAUAUGUAACAGUGGCGGCCCUGCAGCAUGAGAUGAAUGCCAAGAGAGAAGAAUUGGCCGCAGAUACGCCGGUGGCACAUGUAAUCAUCGCGGUUAUGUAAGAGCUCCGGGCCGGCUUUGCUGUGAUCAGCAAUUCCACGCAAACAUGUCGGAAGGGCUUUAUGAGAAGUUCCUGGCCCCGGACGAGCCUUUUCCCUUGCUGUCCCAGAGGGGCAGUGUGAGCGAGGAGGGCUGCUUGGAUGUCAGUGAUUUCGGCUGCCAGCUCUCCUCCUGCCACCGGACUGACCCCCGGCUGCACCGCUUCCAUUCCAACAGGUGGAAUCUAACAUCUUGUGGGACGAGUGUUGCAAGCUCUGAAUGCAGUGAGGAAUUAUUUUCCUCUGUCUCAGUUGGAGACCAAGAUGACUGCUAUUCCCUUCUGGAUGACCAAGAUUUCACAUCGUUUGACUUGUUCCCAGAAGGCAGUGUGUGCAGUGAUGUUUCUUCCUCUAUUAGUACUUACUGGGACUGGUCUGACAGUGAAUUUGAAUGGCAGUUGCCAGGCAGUGAUAUUGCAAGUGGGAGUGAUGUGCUGUCAGAUAUCAUACCCAGCAUACCCAACUCCCCAUGCCUCCCAUCCAAAAAGAAGAAUAAGCACCGGAACCUGGAUGAGCUUCCAUGGAGUGCAAUGACAAAUGACGAACAGGUUGAAUAUAUUGAAUAUCUCAGUCGUAAGGUCAGCACAGAGAUGGGACUUCGUGAGCAACUAGACAUCAUUAAGAUUAUUGAUCCCACUGCACAGAUUUCUCCUACUGACAGUGAAUUUAUUAUUGAACUCAAUUGUCUCACUGAUGAAAAACUGAAGCAGGUAAGGAGCUAUAUCAAAGAGCACAGUCCUCGACAACGCUGUACACGAGAGAGCUGGAAAAGAACCAGCUACAGCACAGCAAGCACUAGUGGAGUGAGCGGAGCCAGUGUGAGCAGCAGCAGUGCAAGUAUGGUCAGUACAGCCAGUAGCACCGGGUCUAGUGGUGGUAAUUCUGCUUCAAAUUCCAGUGCCAAUAUGAGCCGAACACACAGCGAUAACAAUUUGUCUGCAAGUGCAGCAGAGAGAAUUCGAGAUUCGAAGAAACGUUCUAAACAGCGGAAGCUGCAGCAGAAAGCCCUGCGCAAAAGACAGCUGAAAGAACAGAGGCAAGCCAGAAAGGAAAGAAUUAGUGGCUUAUUCCUUAACGAGGAAGUGCUCUCAGUGAAAGUGAAUGAAGAAGACCAUGAAGGAGAUGUUGAUGUGCUCAUGUGACGGGGGUGAACCCAACAGUGUUCUUCCUAAGUCUUUUUAGGGCAGGAUGCCAGAGAGAAAUCUUGAUCAGGCUUUGAAUAUAACAGGCAGAAAUAUUGACAAUGCCCCUUCUGUAAUGACGGGUCAUGCAGUACUAGAUUAAUGCAUCUGUCCCAGAAGGCCAGUCCAUUGAUAACCUGAGCCCUCAGCAGUGUUAGAUUGCCUUAUGUAAUGUAAAGUUUUCUCCAUUACACAAGAAUAUGUAUUAAACGUUUAAAAGGUAGCAUAUAAUAAUAUUUGCAUGAUAACCUGCAAGAAGAGGUUGGAAUAGUUUGGGAUUUUGUGUUACUUUUUUAUGUUUUGAUUGUUCCGCCUACUAAAUCGAAUGUACACAAAACCAGUUAAACAUUAAGCAUUUACCAAAACUUUAAUUUAAUUCCCUUUUCUUAAAUCACAUUUAAAAAUAAUUUUUGAUUUCCAGUGACUGAUUCAGCUGUGUGCUGUGGUAGAACGAGAUAAAGCCUUAUACUUUUAAUAGGAGAUGGUGUAUUUGCAAAGUAUAAUUUUCUUAAAGCCAGAAUUAGUGUCCAGUCCACUAAAUAGGUUUAAAGAUGGCUGUAUUCAUUACUCUUUUUGCAACCAUUCAUUUAUUGAACUCUUGUCGUGCUUUAUUUAUGAACUCUUAAAUAGGUGCCUUUAAAACGCUAAUUAAAAAAAACCCAAAAUAAGCAAAAGCUUUGAAUCCCAGGUCUAUGACUACCUAUUGAUUAAACAUCACCCUGUAACUUACCUGAUCCAGACAUGCAAACUUUACACUCUAGUCCUCUUUGCUGUUUAACAUUGUUAAUACACAAUGCUGUGCUCAGGUUUUAAUGUAUUCUAUGCACUGGAUCUAAGAACUUGAAAACAAGAUGCUCUAUUUUACCAGACCGGACCAGCAUAUUUACAUUUACUGCACGUUCAGUUGAUCAAUAUAGUGUUAUUUUGAUGAUACUCAGGAAUAAAUCAGUAUCAGACUUAUGAAGAACACUGUUAA